UUUCGUUGGCUGAACAUCAUCACGUGACGCCAACGUCCGGCCUUAAAAUAUAUUUUCCUGUCCAAGAAACGUGAAUUUGAGAUAAACAAACGUUAUAUUUUAUUUAGCUAAGAAACGUUCGAAUGUAGGUGGUGGUAGCCACAUACAUUUUACCAUGGUGAAAUGCGUGGUCCAGGGGUGUCCUAAUCGAAGUGACACGAAUAAAGGAGCGUUUCCGAAUCGUCCUUUCAAGAGGUUUUUCAAUUUUCCUAAUGACCAGGCUCGGGUGAAAGUGUGGCUUGCCGCACUGCGAGAGACGGAGAAGGAGGAUUCAACAGAGGAACACAGAAUAUGUGAAGACCACUUUCUGACAGACCACAUAACACCACGCGGAAUAAGCGAGGAUGCCAUUCCUAUCAUGCCCCCGUACCUCGACGGGCCACUGAGUCUGAUCAGCCCGUGGGGCGAGGACUCUUCUGACGAAGAGGAAUUCGUGGAUGAUGAUGAUGCUUCGGCUAUGCACAAUGACGAGGUUGAAGAAGAAUAUGAUGAGAGUCAGGCCGAGACAGAACCAUCUGCAUCUCGGUUCCGUGAACUGGUUGAAGGCACCAAGACAAAGACAAGACAAGUUAGUCCUUCCACUGAACCCAAGCCAGUGUUACCGGACACCAGUAAGGGAUUUGUCCGCCAGGAUCUAUCCCUGGCUCUGUUGACCAAGAAGUUCCUAAGGCUGAUGAGUGGCGCCCCUCAUGGUAUCAUGGACCUCAACCUCGCAGCACAGAACCUCCACACACGCAAACGGAGGGUAUAUGACAUCACCAACUGCCUGGAGGGGAUCAAGCUCAUCCAGAAACAAUCGGCCAACAAGAUCAAGUGGAUAGGUCUGUGUCCAGUCACCAGUUUUGUUGGGCCGAAGCAGAGGCUUCAGCGGGAGCUGCAGAACCUGAAGACGGUGGAGGAGAGUCUGGAUGCGCUCAUCAAGACCUGUGCCCAGCAGCUCUUUGACAUGACCGACAGUUUGGACAACAUAGAAUUAGCCUACGUGACCCACAGUGACAUCAGUGGUAUCAAGGUGUUCCAGGAACAGACGGUCGUUGCCAUCAAGGCCCCGGAAGAGACCAAGCUGGAGGUGCCAACACCCAAGGAGGACGUUAUCCAAAUCCACCUGAAGGGAGGCAGGGGACCAAUCAAAGUGCUGACCUGUGAGAUGGACGGGCCUCAACGUGCCACGCAGGGAAGUGGAAAGACAACAGGCUUUCUAUCACUGGAGGAGAGCAGAAUUAAGACCAUGCUUCUGCACACAGGUAACAGCACAGGGGCCUCUGCAUCACAGAAUGCUGUACAGAGUGGAUAGUCUGUCGUUAUGGUAGUAUGUUGCACUGUCACAUUUUCCUCAUUGGACUCCACAUUCUGACAUUGUCACUUUGGGAAGAGGCCAUUUUUGUCAUUUUUUAAAUAUAGUUUUCUGUGUAAAAUGCCAACGAUUCCUUGUAUGACUUGAUUGUAAAAAGGGCACAUAAGUCAUGAAAUCACAAGCUUUAUUUUUGUACAUGUAGUUUUGAGUUUAGUAAAGUGGUUGCAGUACACAACUGUAUUACUGUACUUUUCAAUCAUCUUAAAAUGUGUGCAAAAUGGUGGACAGUAUCAAUGUGACAGCUGUAGUCAUUAGAAAGUAACAAAUGUUCAUGUACAUAAAGUUUAAUUUUCGAAGCAGUUUCAUCAUGUACCCUGGUGGAUUGGAACAUGUGUAUGUUCUUUGCUUAUAUGUUUUUCAUCUAACUAUUCUGAAUGCCCUAUUAAAAGUUGUUUGUCUUUCUGUUUUUUUUUUAUUAUCUGUUAUUACUAAUUAAGAAAACACUUCCAAUGCAUCCUCCUAUGAAUAAACUCACUUGUAUAUAAAAACAAA
Messenger RNA from Salvelinus fontinalis (brook trout), 1885 nucleotides. RefSeq names its product E2F transcription factor 6 (gene e2f6). Gene Ontology annotation, cellular component: RNA polymerase II transcription regulator complex. Gene Ontology annotation, biological process: regulation of transcription by RNA polymerase II. NCBI's taxonomy places the organism in Eukaryota, Metazoa, Chordata, Actinopteri, Salmoniformes, Salmonidae. The coding region runs from base 155 to 1333 and encodes 392 amino acids. Gene Ontology annotation, molecular function: RNA polymerase II cis-regulatory region sequence-specific DNA binding; DNA-binding transcription factor activity, RNA polymerase II-specific; protein dimerization activity. The transcript has 8 exons. The record is from RefSeq and is a predicted model, not a curated record.